Molecule: messenger RNA, 3209 nt
Organism: Phalaenopsis equestris
Lineage: Eukaryota; Viridiplantae; Streptophyta; Magnoliopsida; Asparagales; Orchidaceae
Exons: 2
Coding region: 846-3128 (760 amino acids)
Source: RefSeq, a predicted model, not a curated record
AAAUUGUACAAUCGAAUACCCAAAGUCUUUACAAGCUUGUCAAACGGAAUAAGGCAAGCAAUUGUAACUUUUUUUUACACAUGACUCACAUGCAUAUUGAUCACAGUUCUUCAAUUUAAUCAAACAAUUGUUGUUAUUAGUGAAAAUAAAUGCACAUAUGUUCCCUCAUAAAUAUAUUCUCAGAAAUAACACCAUAAAUGUGUAAGAAAACAAUUGCACAGGCGACCCUCCCAUUCAUGCCCAAGCAAUCCAUGUAAAGUUGCCGAUAGCUUGGCAUGUUCCGUGAUCCGUGUGCAGAGCUCCGCAUACUUAUUUACUAAGAUACAGCAACAGAACUAUAAAGCGUCUGUGGGGCCUACAACUCUCAGUCGGUCAACCGUCGACGAAGACCAGGUGAGGAGGGAGAAAGAGAGUAGAGACCGCGAGACACAUUUCCCCUCUUCGAAAAAGCUUCGUUGAAGACGACCUCAAAAAGUGAGAAUUAUUUGAUUAGAAUAGAAAAUAAGCCUUUCGUUCUCUGCUCAUUGCAGAGACCAAAGCAGCUCGUGCCCUCCUCUCAUCUCGUCUUCCUCCCGUAUACCAACUCCUCCCCCUUCCCAUCCUCUUCCCCAAAUAAAAAAUUCGAUACGGCAUCACCUAGAGGAUCAGCAAUCUUCGGAUCACAGGAAGGAUCGCCGGAGUCCGCCAUGGAUGGCGGCGAAGAACUCGAAGCCUUUCCACGUAUGCGGGAUUCUUCUGGUUAAAUGCCAGUUGAGUGCCCGAGUACUGAGACGAGGUCGGCGUAGUGGUAAAGGCGGGAUUUUUAUCGAGAAAAAGAAGUAAAUUUGGAAAUCAGUAGGAGUUUCAUGGCGACUGUGAACGCAGUGUCGUCCUCAACUUCUGCCUUGGAGACGACACCAGCAUCUGCAGUCGAGGAGAUGGAGGCGAAGGCGGUGUGGAAGAGAUACGAAGCUCUAAUGACGGUGAGAACGAAGGCGAUCAAAGGGAAGGGUGCGUGGUACUGGGCUCACCUCGAACCUAUCUUAAUGUGCCCCUCCGAAUCCGGUGCCCCAAAAGCGGUAAAGCUCCGAUGUUCUCUCUGUGACGCUCUCUUCUCUGCUUCCAACCCCUCACGCACCGCUUCAGAGCACCUAAAGCGAGGAACUUGCCCCAAUUUUUCCUCUCCUUCGGCUGCUGCCGGCAGCGGUGGUUGCGACACCUAUCAACACGCACAACCGAAGCCCAUCUCCUCGCUCCCACCCCCCUCUUCAUCCCGGAAACGCUCCUGCAAUUCGUACCAAAUUGAAGUCCUUUACUCGUCCCCAUCUACAUCUCCCAUUCUUCCGCUUCCAUCUCCGCAGCAGCCAAACUUACUGCUUUCCGGCGGGAAAGACGACUUAGGCGCGCUCGCGAUGCUUGAAGAUAGCGUCAAGAAACUGAAGAGCCCCGUGGCUUCUCCAAACCCUGCACUUUCAAAGGUGCAGAUUGACACUGCCUUCUCCUUCCUCUCCGAUUGGUUCUACGAGUGCGCCGGCGUGAUCUCCUUCUCCUCUUUGGAGCAUCCGAAAUUUCGCGCUUUUCUUAAACAAGCCGGACUCCCCUCGAUCUCCCGCAGCGAUCUCACCGGCACCCGGCUCGAUGCUCGUUACGAGGAAGCUCGCUACGACGCCGAAGUUCGUAUUUGCGAUGCUUUGUUUUUUCAGGUCGCCGCCGACGGCUGGAAGCCUAGCUCCGACGCCAACGGUGGCGACUCACUCGUCUCUAUCACCGUCAAUCUCCCCAACGGAACCACAGUCUUCCACCGUGCACUCAUCUCCGACGGUCGAAUUCCAUGCAAGUAUGCCGAGAACGUGCUCUGGGAUGCUGUUACAAACGUCUCCAGCAGCGGCAGGGGUGGCAGCCCCGCCACCCUCUGCGCCGGAAUUGUCUCCGACCGGUACAAAUCCACCGCGCUCCGCAGCCUCGAAGACCAGCAUCACUGGAUGGUAAACCUCUCCUGUCAACUUCAUGGCUUCCGCAGCCUCAUCAAAGACUUCACCCGCGACUUCCCCCGCGGCCUCUCCGUCUUCGACAAUGUCGCCUCCAAAUGUUCCAAAGUUGCAAUCUUUUUCAACAACAAUUCCUCCGCAAGAACCAUAUUCCACAAAUACCAAACGCAGGAGCUCGGCCGCACCAGCCUCCUUCGAUAUGCAAACGGCAGCGAUUGCAGCUUCACGGUCGAAGACAUCAUCGCCUCGACCGCAGCGUUUCACCGAACUGUACACGAUGACUCCUUUAAGCUCCUCUGCCUCGAUAACCCAGAAGCCACCCAACUUGCCGACGUAAUCCUCGACAUGAAAUUCUGGAACGAAGUCCAGGCCGUCAACUCUCUCAUCAAGCUCAUCACCCACAUGAUUCAAGAAAUGCAAUCCGAGCGGCCACUUGUAGGACAAUGCCUUCCGCUCUGGGAAGAACUGAGGUCCAAAAUCAAGGCAUGGUGCGCCAAAUACGGCAUCGAUGAGACUGUCGUCCACAAGGUGUUCGAGAAAAGGUUUAAAAAAAACUACCACCCAGCAUGGUCGGCGGCGUUCAUACUCGAUCCCUUAUAUCUCACUAAGGACACCACCGGCAAAUACCUUCCGCCUUACAAAUGCUUAACACCAGAACAAGAUAAGGACGUGGACAAGCUGAUCACAAGGCUCGCAUCUCGCGAAGAAGCUCACAUCGUUCUAAACGAGCUCAUGAAAUGGAGAUCAGAGGGUAUGGAUCCAAUCUACGCGCAAGCGGUGCAGGUGAAGCAGCUCGAUCCGGCCACCGGUAAGAUGAAGAUUGCGAAUCCGCAAAGCAGUCGGCUUGUGUGGGAGACUUGCUUGAGCGAGGAGUUCGGAACGCUGGGCAAAGUAGCCGUCAGGCUUAUCUUUCUCCACGCGACGGCCGGCGGAUUCAAAUGCAAUGUACCGUGGUUGAGAUGGCUGAAGCGGCAGGGGAGAUCGAGGGCGGCUAUGGAGAAAGCGCAAAAGAUGAUCUUUGUGGCGGCGCAGGCGAGAUUGGAAAGGAGAGAUUUUUGGGGCGAUGAAGACAAGGAUGGGGAAAUGUUUUCGCAUGGGGAUGCGGAUGAGCUCAGUGAGAGGAAUUUCCAACGAGAGUUCAUGGAGGGAUCCUCGGUGUAAAAAUUUCUGAUUUUGAUUAAUUUAAUUAUUGGGUUUUUUUCUCCCUUAUUAUUUUCAAAUGGCUGAGCUUAUGGAGUUGAA